Nycticebus coucang (slow loris) is the source of this 1828-nucleotide messenger RNA. It is a transcript of the gene PARVA, whose product is annotated as parvin alpha. The coding region runs from base 387 to 1505 and encodes 372 amino acids. The record is from RefSeq and is a predicted model, not a curated record. The transcript is spliced from 13 exons. Gene Ontology annotation, cellular component: focal adhesion; cytoplasm; actin cytoskeleton. Gene Ontology annotation, biological process: substrate adhesion-dependent cell spreading; cilium assembly; establishment or maintenance of cell polarity. Gene Ontology annotation, molecular function: actin binding. Lineage: Eukaryota; Metazoa; Chordata; Mammalia; Primates; Lorisidae.
GCUCCGUUCACGCUCCUGUGUGCCAGGCAGUGUGCUGCGUGCACAGCCGGGGGCUUUCAGGACCGAGCGCAGCCAGCCUGGACGGCUACACACACCGACCAAGCCGCGAGUCCUGCCCGGGGCCCAUCUGGAGCAUCCUCCCCGCUCGGGGCAGCCCGGGGGCGCAGGCCGAGCCGGGGCGCGGCCCGGAGCGCGCUGCGCCUUCCAGAGAGGGCGGCGCGAGGGAGGGAGCGAGGGAAGGGAAGGCGAGCGCGAGCUGCCUCAAAUGCUUGGAAUAAUUCCGCUUCCGUUUGGAAAGCCGCAGCCUCAGUCCCGCCGCCGCCCGCCGUGUCCGCCCAGCGCCCGCUCCGCGUUUCCACCGGCCCGCGGCUGUCCGCGCCGCUGCCAUGGCCUCCUCCCCGCAGAAGUCGCCUUCAGUCCCCAAGUCCCCCACUCCCAAGUCACCCCCUUCCCGCAAGAAAGAUGACUCCUUCUUGGGGAAACUCGGAGGGACUCUGGCCAGGAGGAAGAAAGCCAAGGAGGUGUCCGAGCUUCAGGAAGAGGGAAUGAAUGCCAUCAACCUGCCCCUCAGCCCAAUUCCCUUCGAGCUGGACCCUGAGGACACGAUGCUGGAGGAGAACGAAGUACGAACAAUGGUGGAUCCCAACUCACGCAGCGACCCCAAACUGCAAGAACUAAUGAAGGUAUUAAUUGACUGGAUUAAUGAUGUGUUGGUUGGAGAACGAAUCAUCGUGAAAGACCUGGCUGAAGAUUUAUAUGAUGGACAAGUCCUGCAGAAGCUUUUUGAGAAGCUUGAGAGUGAGAAGCUGAAUGUUGCUGAGGUCACCCAGUCAGAGAUUGCUCAGAAGCAAAAACUGCAGACUGUCCUGGAGAAGAUUAAUGAAACCCUGAAACUUCCUCCCAGGAGCAUCAAGUGGAACGUGGACUCUGUUCAUGCCAAGAGCCUGGUGGCCAUCCUACAUCUGCUGGUUGCUCUCUCUCAGUAUUUCCGGGCACCAAUCCGACUCCCAGACCAUGUUUCCAUCCAAGUGGUUGUGGUCCAGAAACGAGAAGGAAUCCUCCAGUCUCGGCAAAUCCAAGAGGAAAUAACUGGUAACACAGAGGCUCUAUCUGGGAGGCAUGAGCGUGAUGCCUUUGACACCUUGUUUGACCACGCCCCAGACAAACUCAACGUGGUGAAAAAGACGCUCAUCACCUUCGUGAACAAGCACCUGAAUAAGCUGAACCUGGAGGUCACAGAACUGGAAACCCAGUUUGCAGAUGGGGUGUACCUGGUGCUACUCAUGGGCCUCCUGGAGGGCUAUUUUGUGCCCCUGCACAGCUUCUUCCUGACUCCAGACAGCUUUGAGCAGAAGGUCUUGAAUGUCUCCUUUGCCUUUGAGCUCAUGCAAGAUGGAGGGUUGGAAAAGCCAAAGCCACGGCCAGAAGACAUCGUCAACUGUGACCUGAAAUCCACGCUGCGAGUGCUGUACAACCUCUUCACCAAGUACCGGAACGUGGAGUGAGGAGCCACUGGGAAGUUUGUGCUGUCGGCACACUGUACCACCGUCCAAACUGCCCUAAUCUGCUUACCCCUGUCUCUUGCUCUGUGCUCUCCCACAAGUCCAGCUCCAACCCAGAGAUAGUGGGAAUUGAAAUUAGGAAGGAAAUGAUCCCCAACUCAGCGAGCUGACCCACACCUCCCAUACCCUGGGAACUCACCUGACAAUGAAGGUUGAGAAGGUUGUCCCCAUCCUGGUGCCAGAUCCAAAUUUCCCACUAUGUUUUGAGAACCAGUUUAGGUAAAAGAGAGUCACCAGAGGAUGAAAAUUAAGAUCACAGUUACUAU